AUCGAGGGCCACUUCAGUACUUGGCUAAGCUCUGUGUGAGGACUCAUCUCGUUUGCGUUACAUCCUGGUAAAUUCGUAGUUCAAAGAAAAGAAAAUGGAUCACAACCACAAUCAUGGCGGUCCGGACGACAUGGAGAUGCUGUGCCCGAUGCAGAUGUCGUUCCACGGCGGUACCUGCGAGAUCAUCCUGUUUCCGUCGUGGGCCACCACCGAGGUGGGCCAGUUUGUCGGGGCGUGGAUCGGCUUCUUCCUGAUGGCGGUCCUGUACGAGGGGCUAAAGUUCUACCGGGAGGUGCUGGCCCAGCGGGAGCGCAAACCGUGCAGCGAGCCGGCCACCGAGAAGAAGAGCAUCAGACACCACCUAACCAACAAGCUGCACAUCGUCCAGUCGCUGCUGCACCUGCUCCAGGUGUCCGUGUCCUACGUCCUGAUGCUGAUCAUCAUGCUGUUCAACCUGUGGCUCUGCCUGGCCGUCGUGACCGGGGCGGCCCUCGGCUACUACAUCUUUGGCUGGGUCCGCCAGAGCACGAUCGACGCCAACGAGUGCUGCAACUAGGGGCAAGUUUCGCCGUUGUGGAAUCUUACUGUUUUUGUUUAAGAAUUUAGAUAAGCUAACGAUUUAAUUUAAAUUAAGGUACCAAAGAUUGCAACUUUGCGUUGCAAUAGCUUGAGAUGAAACCUCCACUUGUUUAGAAUUUAAGUUGACUACCUUACGAGCAUUACGAACGAACAAAUUGUACAGUUAGUGUGAGUUUAUGAAAUAAAAAAUACCUCUAUUUAAGCCUUAA
Molecule: messenger RNA, 788 nt
Organism: Culex pipiens pallens (northern house mosquito)
Lineage: Eukaryota; Metazoa; Arthropoda; Insecta; Diptera; Culicidae
Product: high affinity copper uptake protein 1
Exons: 3
Coding region: 95-556 (153 amino acids)
Biological process (GO): copper ion transmembrane transport
Cellular component (GO): membrane
Molecular function (GO): copper ion transmembrane transporter activity
Source: RefSeq, a predicted model, not a curated record